CUUUGCCGAUACUAGCUAGUACCCAAAUGAGGUUCCUGUUCCUCAUCAUUGGGAUCGUUGUCUAUCUGGCUUUAUCAUGGGAACAUGCGUACACACGGAGCGUCUCUCUCUAUUCUGGGAAAGUUCUAACUCUGGCCAAUCUUACUACCGAGGCCGUGAACGGCCACCAUCAUGCCCUGACCAUUCGCACUGCCAUGUCACAGGCAGACGUUGCAUCUCAUCAAGCUCCGGUUCUUUUGAUUCUUCAUGGUGGACCUGCUUGGUCCGAUAUUCCAUUUCUCUAUGGCAGUGACUAUCUGCUAGAGGAGCACUUUAUUGUGGUACACUACGACCAACGAUCGGCAGGAAAGUCAUGUCGAUACUACGGCAACAGCAGCAACAACAACUUUGCGAGCCACAACAAUUUGACCAUUCAACAACAUGUGGACGAUGCCGUGGCAAUUGUACAAUACUUGCAAAAGAAGUUUCAUCAAGAAAAAGUCUACUUGAUGGGUGGAAGUUGGGGCUCUGUCUUGUCGCUGUUGGCCGCCAAACAGCAGCCCGAUUUAUUCCACUUUGUGGCCGUCCAUGGGACGUUGGUCAAUGGACUCUCCAACGAGCUCAUCAGUCGAGAAUUCAUUCUGCAUCAAUUUCCGACGGCCAACAUUCCAAUGCCGCCCUACAAGUCCGUCGACGAACUGGUGCUGCAGCGUCAAUGGCUCAACCGGGCUGGGGGGGUCUUUUACAAGGAUCCGCUUCCAGCCACCGUCACGCGCUACAUUCCACAAUUGCGUUUUCGGUCACAAUUGCUCUACUAUGCCGUACAUCUUCUCUUGGCACCCGAGUUUUCUUGGGGAGACAAGCUUCGGUUUGGAAGGUGUUACCGAGAGACAUGCGCAAUUGAUGGAGGAAUUACUUGUGAAAUACGAUGCCUACAGAGCAAUAGAAGGCAAGUUAGAGGUUCCUAUUUUGUUCCUUCAUGGCCGUUAUGAUCGCAUGGUGGUGCUCGACCUGGUGGAUGGUUUUUUCAAUUCAAUUCAGGCACCCUGGAAGCGGUUGGUGUGGAUGGAAGAAAGCGGUCACUUUCCAGAUCGAGAAGAACCGGCGCUGUUUCAAAGGAUUAUUUUGGAUACUUUCUUGCAGCAAGACAGAGUCAAGGAAGAAGCGAGCAAAGUGAACAGGGACAACUUUGAAGAGAAAACGUGUUCGUGGGAUGAAGCUAAAAGACUUGCAUACAGGCUGAUUGAAUGAUGGUUGGCUGACAAUCUACCGGUAUCUACAGAUGAUGAAGUUGUUGUGGUCCUUGCACGCUGUGAUCGCGUCGCGUCUUACCCGAGUGUGGUGACUUUCCAUUCGGAUUCUGUUACGGGUAUACCCCACUGCACCAACAUCCACAAUGCUGCAUCUUCAUCAUAUUCCUUCCCAAUGGCAGCAUAGCUAAACAGCAAUUCUUGCCCCGCUGGCACGUCCUUCAAAGCAUAAAUCUCCAUGGAAGUUUCAUCUUCGGAAAAGGCCAGCCCCAAGUUGGGCUCGAAAGAGUGGUUGAUCAUGUCAUGAAACGGGACCACAGCAACGAUUUCCUCGGCCACACCGAUGGUUCGAGAACAGAGUGUUGUGUACAUGGAUACUGCUUCUUUGGCAUCGGCGUUGUUACUAAGAAAUUGUCGAUGAUGCUCCCACUGUUCCACGCGAAUCGUUAGAGCCGCCAAGAUCUUGUACAAGGGCAUAAGGGGAACCAUCGUGCUGAGUUCCCCUGCCGUGGCUUCGAGCGCUGCUGGAUUAUCUCGACUGGCUUUUCCACUUUCAAACAGUUUCAACACGGGAUCAUCACGAUUCCAUUGACGAAUCCAAGUUGCAAAAACAUGAUCUGUUUCCACCGCAGUCAGGGCAUAUUCCGUGAGCUCGGCUUGCCAUGGAAUCUCCUCUUGGUCUGAUGAAGCCUUUCUUCGAAACACUCGACGCAGCAAUCUUGAAAACCACUUUCUUGGUUUCUUCUCGCUGUUUUUGUUGUCCUCGCACUGUUGGAUUUGCUGAGCUCGCUCCUUGAGUGCGGUGGCCGUCUGUGGGAACAUAUUGGCGGCAUUUUGAGGAUGAAACAUGGUGUAGGUUGGAAUCACAGCAACAAUCUCAUCCUUGGCAACAGGAUUGACGGCAAAGACGCCUCUUCCAGCGACGCUUGCGGAUGUUGUGAGAACUUUUGCCGAAGGAUUAAUGCCAAUAUUCAGCUCGUCACACCAUUUGUGCAGUGCCUCAUCGGUUGGAGACUGCUUUGGGAGAACUGCUGUCAAAGCCCACGUCGGCCUCGUCCAAAACGAAAGGACAGCAGUGACGAAAAGAUACAACAAUGGUACCAGUACCAGGCGCAACAUGAUAAUACUCUCUCAAUUGACGGUUGUUGUUUGAAGUGUUGUCGAUUGUCGAGACCUUGGAGGCAAGUAAGUGGAAAGUGGACAAUCGCGGACAGUCCCGCUGGCCACCACUCAGGCAGGCUUUUGCGUGACUGACGUCAGAUCGAAAUAUCAGGGUUCGGGCUCUGGCUCUGACGGCCCACAGAUCACUAGCUAGCUAGUAGUAGUAAUCACCACCGUACUGGCUGGCCAUGCACCCUUGCCGCAGAUCCGGACGUAGGUGGGGGGUUGUGUCGACCUUUCCACCACCGGAACCGAAAGAACACGUUCAGGUCAAUCCUUGCUAUUGGUGGCUGCGACAGUUUGUCUUUCGAGGGGUCACAAUGUGCGAAUGAAUAGGGGUAGUCAAUAAGUGCAUUGCCCGUCAGGUUUAUAGUUUCUUGAUGAUGGUCAAGGUAGGCAGCUAGCUACCGGAAGCUACAAAUCAGUCUCGUAGUGUCCACUCUGAUGCUCCAGGCUCGAGCUGAUGCGCCCAGCUGAAACAAAGAGGCUGUUAUCUCUUCAAAAUGGUUCCGAGGUACCGGUACCUUGGCUUCGUCCCAAGAGUUUUGACUUCGCUUGUAGCAGGCAGAUGGAACAGUGUUCACGAUGCGAAAGCGUAUAAAAAUGGAAUUAUGGUUUGAAAUUUCCUACCUCAAUAAAAAGCAAAAAUUGGUUGUAGACGGGCGGCCCCAAAGCGAGCCCCUUGCUACCGGUAUCUGCUGUGUCAAGACUAAUCACAGAUUUCAGCAGUCAAGUUGACAGCCUGGUGCUUUGAGUCUGCUGAGAAAGCAGAAACUCGAUGGCGACGCGAGGAGCCUGCUGAAGAUGUGGACCUAGCACUCAUCUCAUCUUCAUCUGGCAAAUCCAGAUCGGGAUAAUUCGAUCGCAACAAAUCAGCCUUUGCGCUUGCGCCCCACUGAGUGUAGUCACUAAUUGCUGACUCAAUUCGAAACUUUGCGGUUACCUUGUCAAAAGCCAUUGUAUAGACACCCAACCGCUCUGCAGCAAGGGCAGAAUCUUGACGGAAACCACUCCUUGCAGCACUGCGGAUUGCAUCACCAUACAAGCCCACCACUUCUUUGGGAUCCGAUCCAGGUGACACUGAUGCAACUUCAGCUUGCAGAAUUUUGUACAUGUGAAUUGCAUUGAUCAGGCCAUUCUCAGCGUAUAGCUUCAGCAUAUCCAGUUGCUUCAUUGCCCGCUUGAAGUAAAAGGUGGCCUCCUUGCGCUUGGUGAACCAACCACAGCAAGCGGUGGACUUGCUAGCAUUCAGUAAGCGGUAUUUUGCCACAUAUGCCAAACCGCGAAAGUAGGGAUGUGAGACAGACCAAACCAAGGGCCAAUCCAAGCCACCAAAGUCUUCAUGUCUCACUGCCAUGUCCACUGCUGUUUCAAAGUCUUCAAAAUAGUAUGAUAGCAUCAACUGAGCAAACCAUGCUACAUUCACUGGAAACUCAUCUGGGGUUUUGCCUUGCAUGAUGAGCUCCAUACGGUACUCCUUUGUGGCUUCUCCCUUGAGUAUUGUCAAAGACGAACCAUCAGCUUUGCCCAUGAGGUUCAGUGCACAUUGAAGUUUCAAACACAGGUAAUGGAGUCCCCGCCAGGAACUGUGUUAGCAUGAAACAUCCAGCAUCUGUCAUGGCCCACUCAAUGGCACCCGUUUUCAUGCCUGAAGUGUAGCCUUUGAGGAAUCCAUCAGCCACACGGGGCAAGGGCCAAAACAUGUGCCCAGAACAGGCAUUCCCAGCAGCCAUGGUUCCCGCUUCUACCUCAUGUCCAGUAAAGCGUUGCACAAUUUCAGGAUGCGACCAUAGACCAUGUAGACGCUUUGCCAAAUCAAAGUGAUUCAUGACUACACAAGAGAUGGCUUGGAGGGCAAAUGACUGUCCGGUGUACUCACUAAGACCAAGCCUCAAGGUGCGCAAGGUCAUGUUGCAGCAAAUGAAGGUGUGAUCCAGGGGUCUAUUUGCGUGCCAGACAAACAACGCACUAGCCGAGCAAAUGUUCCAGAUCAAUGCUGAGACAUCAUCGAUGGCUUCUUCUUCCAUUCUCAAGAUUUCUUGAUCAGUCACCUUGGACAGCUCGCUCAGCAUUUUCUCAAAAGCCAUCCCAACAUCUUCAGGGGUAGCCCCAGUCAUGGGGAUGACAAAACCAGCUUCAUUGAGCACCUCAAAUGCAAUAUCAGCGCUCUCUGCAUACCUUGCCUCAGAUCCAAGCGAUUUCAUUGCAAUAUAAGAUGCCUUCCAAGAGUCCUCUUGAGACUUCCUGUAACCUCUGACUUUCUGAUAGAGUUUUAAGCACUCCUUGGCAUCACCACAACAGUAUGCCAUUUCACAGGCAUACGUGAAGACCUCAAGUGCCAAAUCAUAGUACCGGUCCCAAAGCAAACGGUGGUUGAUCAAGGAUUGCGCCUGGCACAUGUAAUCAGCUGCAGGGAAGAAGGCACUCUGGGAAGCGGCAAUCCUGGCAGCACCUAAGUUGGCUCGGAUCAGUUCCAGCCUCUUUUUGUGGCAACUGAUGGAGUCAACUUCCAUGUUGAGCAAGUCAACACCGCUCAACACGACCCAAGUCUUCUUGCGUGCUUUGUUCUUUGCCUUGGUCACAGCAGAUACAGUCACCUGUGGAUUCACAAGCUCUUGCUGAGGCAGUUGCAACUUGGAUUCCUUCUCAUGCUGACGCUGGAUCCGGUUGUUGAGUUCCAGAAGAAGAGUUCCGAGCCUUAUCCUGAGCUCACUCUUCUGUUUUUCAUUGGAGACCAAGGCUGCCGCGGAACUUUGUAUUUUAUCAUGCAAAAAACGAUACCAGCUUCCACUAGAGAAGUUGUCCAUGGCCACGAUGAACCCUUCUUGGAUUGGAAGUUUCAAAAAUGCUAGGGAAUCAUCAUCCUUCUCCCCCUCAUCCUCCUUGGCCUCCCCUGGGUCAAAGUGCAAAAUUCUACUAGCAGAAAGGUCUUUGUCCAAAUUUCCCUCAGUGUGAUCCUGCCAUUGUUUGAGAAUAUAACCAACCAUCAUAGCGUCAAAUCGGUUUCCCAACUGGGAAGCAAUGAUAAGGGCCAAUGCUGUAUCUGGCGGGAGCCUGCGCAGUCUGGUCACAAGCAGAUCAGUUACAUUCGCAGUAGCAUUUGUCUGUUCAAGAAGUUUUAUUUCAUCCCAUCCCCACUUCAUGGUGACAAAGCUAAAUUGAAGUAUCUCUGUGGUGACAAGCAUUUCUAAGAACUGAAGCACAAAGAAUAUGUUGCCAUGGGUACGUUCAUGCAUUUUUUUGGAUAGUUGCAGCGUCACAUCUGGUGUUUCUUCAUACUUGAGCAAACUGGCAAUGAAGAGAUUCAAACUCUGAUGUGUCAAGUCAGAAACAUGGAUUUUGGACGCGUUUGACAUUUUCUCCAGUGUAGAAACAGGCUCGUAAAGGGGGUGCCCCGAUGUGAGCUCAUUGUCUCGGUAGGCGCCAACAAGCAGCAGCUUGACUUUGCUGGUACAUUCUUCCACCGGUUUCAAGAGUCCCCUGAGUAUGUCAAUGCUGGCAGCAUCAGACCAUUGAAUGUCAUCAAGAAAGAGUACAAUAGGAAUGUUUUGUGCCACCGAGGCAAGAAAGUUGAUGAGGGCUGUUUUGAGCCGAUCGAAUUGGAACGUUCCCGGGACCACUGCCCCCCCUGCAGCAGCUUGCAGUGCUGGUAGUAGAGUGCCCAGUUCGGGAAUGAGUUCACUGAGCAGGAGGAAGUCGUUGACUAGUGUUUCCUCCAACUCUUCAAUGGCCUUUUCUCGCUUGGAUUUUAAAUCAGUUUCUCUGUGUGCAUUUUUCUCUCUUGUCAACAAUUGCACACACAGGUCAUGACAAGCAUCAGUCAGUGCCGCAUAUGGCCUUGAAGAGCGCUGCUGGUCGUACUUGCCAUAAACGAAGUAGCCCGUUUCGGGCAUAUUGUGUUGAAGUGCAUGAGUGAUCAGCAUGGACUUGCCACUACCAGAAUAUCCGUGCAGAAAGACAGCAAAGGCAUUGUUCACACUCGGCUCUGACACUGCCUUUUCAAAGAUGGCAUGGAGCUGCUGCACUUCCUCGUCUCGGCCAAACAACUUUCCUUCAUGCCGCUUCAGUGACUGCAGAAAAAUUUCCGUGUUCAUGGCUCUGCCUACUUCUCUGCCGUAAUAGUGUCAAGACGAGAUACCACAACAGUGCCAUGCAGCGUUUGCUUGUUGCGGAACUGUGUGCUUUGAUGAUGAUGAUGAUGAUGGGGUGAUGAUCACUUUUUGACUUCUUUUCGUGAAAAAAGCUGCUUCAUUUUUGUCUCGUGCUCGAGUGCAAAUUCCGGGCUUGCCGUACAUUACCUACUAGUAACCGGUACGGUACCUUUCCAACAUGUAUACCAGUAUCAGGAAGGCUCCAGGUUUACGGUUGAAGUCGGCUUAAAGCUUUCAAAGUCACGGUAGACGCGAAAGUCGCGGAAGUCGUGAAAGUCGCGCACCGCG
Seminavis robusta is the source of this 6829-nucleotide messenger RNA. NCBI's taxonomy places the organism in Eukaryota, Bacillariophyta, Bacillariophyceae, Naviculales, Naviculaceae. The record is from the annotation of a GenBank genome assembly.